This is a messenger RNA of Ascoidea rubescens DSM 1968, 6094 nucleotides long. RefSeq names its product CORVET complex membrane-binding subunit VPS8 (gene VPS8). The record is from RefSeq and is a predicted model, not a curated record. Lineage: Eukaryota; Fungi; Ascomycota; Saccharomycetes; Ascoideales; Ascoideaceae. The coding region runs from base 406 to 5895 and encodes 1829 amino acids. Gene Ontology annotation, cellular component: HOPS complex; late endosome. The transcript has 2 exons. Gene Ontology annotation, biological process: protein targeting to vacuole; endosomal vesicle fusion. Gene Ontology annotation, molecular function: protein binding.
GUAAAUUGAUUUAUUCUUUUGGAUGAAUGACUUUUGUUUUCUAUCAAAAAAAAAUUCAGAUCAGAAAAAAAAUAAUUAUAAAUUUCAGAACGGACCGGAAUUCAAUUUUUCACAUGUGUUGUUUGCUUCUUUUCUGUGCCACAAAGAAACCUGUCAUUUACUAAUAUAUGCCGGUUUUGUAGGUAUUUAAUAUUGUGCUGAAUAAAAUAGUUGUGAUUGUUCUAUCUUUACAAGUGCUCAUCCACUCACCAGCCUCUAAUUACUUGUUUAAUUCUUAGGAUAUAAUCUAAUCUCCAAAUCACCGAUAAAACACCCUUCGCAGUGCUUGGGGUAGUUAUAUUUAUUGUGGUCAAUUGCAUAAUUCUAUUGCAAAAGACAGCUACUGGAAUAAAUGCAUUUUUAUAAAUGGCAUCUUCAAUUGAUUCUUCUACUGUUGAUUUUCCUCAAACUUCUACUUCUACCACAUCUCCCAGCGAAAUCAAUAGCCACAAUGCCACGCUAACAUUACCCAAGAACAAUGUCAAGAACAGUGAAAGUGGCAUCAAAAGGAACACUAACACGCAAAAUAAUGGUGAAACUGAUAAUAUAAGCAUAUCAAAUAGUGCCAAUAACAGCAGUUUGGUAGUUAAUAGCAAUUCAAAUUCAAGAAAACCAUCUUUUUUCACGCACUUAGCACUUGGGUCAGUCUCUUCAUUAGAUAGUUUUUCUAUUAAGAAAAAAUUCGAUGACAGAUUUCAAACCAGAAUUAGUGUUUUAUUCAACUUCAAAAACAACAACAACGGUCAGAUCAAUAAUGAUUUAAAAACAUUUCAAAAUUUUAAUAAUCAAUUGAAUGAUUAUCAUUUAAAUAAUAAUAGUUACAAUAACGACAGCGAGCAAAUCGAUAAUGAAAACUCUGACAACAAUUUUGAAAUAAUAAGAUGGAUGCCUUUAAGAGCCACGACUGAUUUUUUAUAUUCCGAUAAUUCAAUUAUAAACUAUGGGUUACCAUCAGUAAUAAUUCCUGCUGAUUUAAUUUUUGUUGGGACAACCAAGGGAUUUAUAAUAGUAUUUGAUUACCAUCAAACUUUAAGAUAUAUCUUGGGAAGCAUUAAUUCAAAUUCAAUCAAAUCUGGAACUAUAACAUCAUUGGCGGUAUCUUCAGACUCUACUCAUGUUCUAUCUGGCCAUGAAUCUGCUGAUAUCUACUUGUGGAAUUUAAAAAAGAUUAAAAACCCAAUAUUACAAAUAAAUGCAAUUACUAUUGAUGAAAGAAAUUACAAAAAAAAAAUCGGUCAUUUAGUUUAUAAGAAAAUCCACCAAUUGAGCUUUUUACCCAAUAGACAUACUGCAUUUAUUUCUGCAGACAUUGAUGGUUAUUUGAUCUUGCACAAUGGUCACAGAAAUUAUCUUGGUAACCUAGUUUCAAGAAACAUCAAGUUAUACGGAAAUUCACUAUCAUCUCCUAUUCUUUCUUCCUCUCAAAAUGGCUCUGACCGUAAUUCUUUCAUUGACAAUAAUAACAAUAGCAAUAGUAUUGUUACUGUUGAUAAUUAUAUUAUUAACGAAGGCACAACAAUUUUUUCUGCAAGUACUUUACCUUUGGGCUCAAUAGUGGAUAAAACAGACUCGAUGGGCCUUGUAGCUUUAUUAACUACUAAUACAUUGGCUAUAAUAUCAACUUCUCCUGAUUUAAUAACUCAAUUUACAACUGGAAAGCCAAAAAUCUUAAAUUUAAAGAAUAAUGGUUUAUCUGGUUGUUUAGCUUGGUUUCCUAUAACAACUGUAGAAGGUAAUAAUAAAUCAUUAGUGACUAUACCUCCAAGAUUGGCAUACUCUUGGAGUAAUGUUUUAACUAUUUUAGAAACACCAUUUGAUGAUGAUUAUAACAAUGAAUUCAAUUCUGACUUAAAGUCUAUUAAAAUUGUCAAUAAAAAAAGAUGGGUGGGCGACGAAUCAAUAGUAUCAAUUCAAUGGUUAAAUUCUAAAGUUUUAGUUUUACUAACUGUAACGCAGCAAAUAAUUUUACUCAAUUCUUUAACAAUGGAACCAUGUAGCAUACAUAGUAAUGGCUACUAUUAUAAGAAGGGUAUUAGUAAUUUUAAGAUUGAUAUUUUAACUACUUGUCAUUUAUUUCAUCAAAGAAUGUAUCAAUCAGUUGAAAGACGAAUAUCUAAUAAUAAUUCCUUUAGAAUUCAUGAUUUUUAUUUUAAUUCUUUCAAAUCAUAUAAAAGUAGAAUAUUUUUAUUAGGGGAAAAUGAAAUAAUGGUUGGGACUUUAUCUAAUUGGGCAGAUAAAUUAUUAGAAUUAAUUCAAAAAGGUAGCUUUAUUCAGUGUCUUGAACUAGCAAGAAAAUUUUAUCUUGGAAUUGAAUGUGAUUUAGUAUUAAUUGGUUUGCCUGAAGAUGAUUUGCAAAGGAAAAAAUUAGUUUAUCAACAUUUAUUAGACAUAAUGUUUGCAUCAAUUAAGUUUUUUUUCAAAAAUUUAAAAAAGUUUCAAAAUUUGAAUAAAGUCAAUCAAAUUAAUUUAGAUACAGAUCAACACAAUAUUUUUUAUAAUCAAUUAUCUGAUUUUUUAUUUAUUUGUUUAAAUACUUGCAUCACAAUUGAUGCAGAUCUGUUUAUUUAUGAGAAAUUAUUUGAGAAGUUUAGCCAAACAAAUUAUUUGGAUAUUUUUUUUGAUGUUUUAGAACCAUUUAUUUUAAAAGAAAAAUUUACAAAAGUUCCUCCGAUGAUUUUCAGUGAGAUGGUAAAAUAUUAUGUUUUUAAAAAUAAAGGUGAAAUAUUAGAAGAAAUGAUUUGUUUGUUAGAUAUUGAAACUUUAAACAUAGAUUUGACACUAUCAUUAUGUGAACGAUAUAAAUUGACGGAUACGUCUAUUUUUAUUUGGAAUAAAUUACUAAAUGAUUAUAUCAAUCCAUUGAUGAAAUUUAUUGAGGAUAUCAAUCAAAUAGUCUUUUUUGAAGAUUCAAUUAAUGGCAAUGGUAAUAUUUUUGAUGGUGAUGAUGAUGAUAAAUCAAAUUUUAGCAAACAAAAGGAAAUUGAAUUAAAGGGCAAAGAACCUAGUAAUAUGGAUAAAAAUAACAAAAAUAGCACUAAUUAUAAUCAUAUGAGCUAUAAAAAUAUAGAUGAAUCUUCUGAUUACCCUGACAAUGAUGACAAUAAUGAUAAUAAUGAUAAUAAUGAUAAUAAUGAUAAUAAUGAUAAUAAUGAUAAUAAUGAUGAUAAUGAUGAUAAUGAUGAUUAUGAUGAUUAUGAUGAUUAUGAUAAAAACAAUGAUAAUACAACAUUUGAUUUAUUGGAUUGUGAUCUAAAUUUAAAUGAAAAACAAGAAAAGAUAGACAAUUGUUUGAAAGUUUACGCAUAUUUAUCAUUUAUUUUGACUGGACGACAAUAUCCUGCAAAUAAGUUAAUCGAAGAUAGUGAUAAAUGUAAAAAAGCAAAACUUUUAAUAUAUUAUGUAUUGUUUAAUGGAGAUUAUAUUGAAUGGCCAAUAGGAUCUGAGAAUAUUGUCAAAGUAGGUAAUGAAGAAGAGUUGAAAGGCGGAGGAUUAAAUAUUGAUUUCCCAUAUUUAUACUUGUUGUUGAAGUUUAAUUGUAUUGAGUUAUUAUCAGCAUUUAACGAGGCAUUUGAGGAUGAAUUGUUAAAUGAGGAUGAAAUAAUGGAUGAUUCUGGAAUAAUUGAUAAUAGGUAUGGUAAUGAAAACGGUAACGAUGAAGAAGGAAGGGAGGAAGAGAAUAGUAAAGAGAAUAUUAACAGUUAUAAAGAGUUUAACAAUAAUCUUAAUAAAUAUAGUUUAAAAGUCAAUCGGCAGUAUAUUAUUGAGGUUUUGUUAAGUAUAUUUAAAAGUAAUUUGGAUGAGUUUAGUGAAAUAGAUCAGGUUUAUUUAUCAAUUUUCAUUUCAAGAAAUUAUCCUAAGUUUUUUCAGUUUAUCAAAUUGAACGAUUCGACCUGUUCAAAAUUGAUUGAGAAAUUGUGUUCAUAUUGCAGUUUUGGUUUCGAAGAACAAGAAGAAGAUGGGGGCAAUAGAUAUGGUAAGGGUGAAAUUGAGUUUUUGAAAGAAGAUUGUGAAUUGAGUUUGCAAAGUUUAUUGUCGAUUUAUCAGCCAUCUAAUUUUUUAAAUUUGAUACCGAUAUUAGAAAAGGCGAAAUUUUACGAUGUGUUAUUUAAUAUAUACCGAAACGAGAAUAAUUAUGGGAAAAUGUUGGAGUUGUUAUUAAAGAUUCGAAAUCUCAAGAAUAAAAGUAAGAAUAAAAGCAAGAAUAAGAGUAAGAAUGGUAAGGUUGGUGGUGGUAAUGAUGGUAAAAAAAAAGGAAAUUUUCAGUAUCAGUAUCAGUAUCAGUAUCAGGAUCAGGAUCAGGAUCAGUAUGAAGAUAGAUAUGAAAAUGAAUAUGAAUAUCAAAUUGAGAAUAUUAAAUUGGAUGAAAUGAUAUUGAAUAGUUUGAGAAUUAGUAAAGAAGAUACUCGGGAAAGAAUUAGGAUUGAGCAAGUGUUGAAGCAGCAUUUUUUGCAAAUAGUUGUUGAGGAUACUGAGGAAAUAGCGAGGAUAUUUAAUGAACAUUGUAAGGAGAUGAAUGAAGAGAUAUAUGGAAUGGAAGGAGGUGAUGAAUAUGAAGAUGGUAAAAUACGAGAGGCUCAAUAUGUAUAUUUGAAUACGAUUCAUGAUGUUGAGAGUGAAGAUAGUGGAGAUAGCGAAGAUAGUGAAGAUAGUGAAGAUAAUGUGAUAUUUUAUAUUAAACUAUUGAGUGAAUUUAAGGAUUCGAGUCGGUUGAUGAAAUAUUUAUGGAAGAUGGAUAAGAGGAAGAAUGAAGAGAGUUAUGGUAGGAAGAAAGAACAGGUUAUUGAGAUAAUUGAGAGGAAUGAGAUGAUUGAUGUUUUGAUAUAUUAUUUGAUGGAGAAUGAAGAGAACGAGCGAUGUUUGACGAAGAUAAUUGAGUAUUUGAACGAGCGAGUUGAUAAAGUAGUUGAGAGUGAGAAGAAUGAGAAGAAUGAGAAGAAUGAGAAGAAUGAGAAGAAUGAGAAGAAUGAGAAGAAUGAGAAGAAUGAGGAUAAGAAUAGAGAGAUUGAAAAGGAAUUGUGGAAGUAUGUAUCGAAAGCGAUUGAGAUCUGUCAGAUUGAUAUUGGAGAGGAAGAUAGAAAGGGAGAAUUGAAGAUAAAUGAGAGAAUGUGGUUAAAGUUGAUCGAAAGUGUUAUUAGGAUGAGUAAGAAGGUUGAGAUUGAAAAAAAGAAGUAUGAUGGGGACGAUAAGAAAAUGAAUGAAAUGAAGGAGUUAAUGAAUCGAUUGAUUCAAGAGUUGUUUAGGAAUUUGAUAAACACUUCAUUAGGGAAAUCAUUGGCCAUUGAUUAUAUCAGUGAGAAAGAAGGAAAGUUGAGUGAGGAAAGAGAGGAAGAACGAAUUGAGGAGAUGAUGAAAAAACGAGAGAGCAAUAAUUUAUUUCUACGAAUUUUCAACAAGUUCUUGGAGAACAUCAACUGCGAUAAUGAAGAGGAGACCAAGUUGGGAGAAGUGAAGAAGAUCAUCAAGGAGAUUUAUUUGUCGUUUGAGUACGAGAUUAAGUUUUUGAAGUAUUCGAUCAAGUUAAUUGAUGGAGAAAUAUUGAAGAAGAUUGAAAAGUUGAAUAAAGAAAAGUGUAAAGGGUGGAUGGUCAAAAACAUCAAUUGCAAGGUGUGCUUCAAGAAGAUGUGGGGAAAGGACAUUGUGAAUGAAGGGUUCAGUGUGUGGGAGUACGAAAAAAGACAAGAGAUUGGGAUCAAGAAAGAAAACGAGAGGGAUGGUGGUGACGAAAAUGGCAAAGAAAUGGAGAAGGGUGGAAGAUUGGUUGUGUUCAAAUGCAACCAUGGGUAUCACAAACGGUGUCUCAAGAACUUGGGAAUCAAAAAAGACGACGAAAUGAAGUGCAUUGUGUGCGAGUCGUAGAGAUAACGAUGAGCAAGAACAAGAACAAGAACAAGAACAAGAAGCAUAAUAAAAGUAAUGUUGCAAUUCAAAGCGUAGAGUGGAAGCCGGCCCAGGGCAGCGGUACAAAAGGAGGAAGUGCAGAAACACACGCUGGGAGCGCAUGAUGCAUCUCCCGCAGUGCACGCCUUCACAUGCAUAGCACCCGACCAGCGCAGCG